UGCCAUAAUUAUGGACAUGGCCAAGAAAACGACUCUUGCCGCUCUGCUGCUGGCCAUUUGCCUGGCAGCUGCUGGUAUCACUCCAGCCUGCUCAGCGGUGCAGCGCCAAUGCAGCGUCCUCGUCUACGGCUCCACUCCGGCCGGCUUGUGCUCUGCAAUCGCUGCAUCGCGACAGCUGAAAGGCACCACUCAGCAUGAUCGGGUGUGUUUGCUCAGCAGCCACGCACACAUCGGCGGUAUGGUCACUGGCGGCCUGGGAAAAACCGACACCGGGGGCUCUCGCGGAGAGGCAUUGAUCGGGGGAAUAGCCGCAGAGUUCUUCCUGGAAGUUGGCCGCCUGUACGGACACACACAGCCCACGUACUAUUUUGAACCGAGCGUUGCGUCGAAAGCCUUCGCCAAUCUACUGAACGCGUCCAACGUAACCGUCGAAGUGAGUGAGCUCUUGACCAAGGUGACCAUGGGCUCGGCUGGCAGCACUGGCCACAAGCGCAUCAGCAGCAUCACGUCAAGCAGCGGCACUGUCUACAGUAGCGAUGUGUUCAUUGAUGCAACAUACGAGGGAGAUCUGAUGGCAAUGUCCGGUGUUCGAUACACGUACGGACGAGAAGCUGUGUCUCAGUAUAAUGAAUCUCUGGCAGGAAGGCAGCUGUACAGUCCGUCAAAUCAGUUUUACACGGCUGUGGAUCCCAUCGACCACGCCACCAACAAAACCCUCAACUUUGUCUAUUCUGGUGAUCCGGGAAAGCCAGGUGACGCAGACAAGAAGGUCGGGGCGUACAACCUACGCUUAUGCCUGACAACCAACGCCACCAACAAAGUAGAGAUCAGCGAGCCAGAAGGGUACAACCCUGAGGACUGGGAGCUUGUCCGCCGCUACGCCCAAACCGACAUGGUCAACUCCAAUCCGAAAGUGUAUCAUUUCCUUGGCAUCGGCAGCGUUCCGAACGGAAAGUCCGACACUAACAAUGCUGGACCGAUGUCGACGGACCUGAUUGGGGGAUCGUGGGCCUAUCCGGAUGCCGAUUGGACGGAGCGGAAGGCGAUCAUCCGACAGCACUACCUGUACACACAUCAGCUUCUCUGGUUUCUUGGUCACGAUCCGGCUAUCAAUGCAUCCAUCCGCGCCAACAUGCUCGACUAUGGCCUGUGUGCGGACGAACACCUGGUCAACGAAUGGUACGAGCCGCACUGGCCGGCGCAGCUGUAUGUGCGCGAAGCGCGGCGCAUGCUCGGUCCCUUCGUCUUCACCGAGCACAGUGCACGGGAUGGCGAUAGCACCAAGCGCAACGAGAGCUCCAUUGGCUGCGGAUCCUACAACUUUGACGCACACAACUCGCAGAGGUACCCCUGCCUCCCUGAUAGCAUCGAGUGCUUGAAAAGCAGCGGAGGCAGAAUCAACCCUUGCUGCAAGCAUAAAAACCCGGGUGGUGCUACUACGGCUGAAUUUGCAGUCAUUGAUGAGGGUGAUGUUGAAGUCAACCCCGGGCCAUUUGAAAUUCCCUAUGACGUUCUCCUUCCCAGUGUAGAGGAAGCGUCCAAUCUGCUCGUGCCCGGUGCCGUAUCGUCCUCGCACGUGGGCUUCUCAUGCUUGCGUCUUGAACCGCAGUGGAUGAUCAUGGGACACAGCUCGGGAACCGCCGCCGCUUUGGCACUCAAGACGAAAUCCGAGUCCGUGCAAAGCCUGGACAGGAGUUUGCUUCACACUGAACUCAUGAAAGAGAAUCAGAUCUUGGACACGGAGAAAUAGACCGGGGAACAGAUAAUUUCAAAAAAAAAGUAUGAUAAUAUCCAAAAGUAUUGCAUCUACAAGUAGUCCACAUCUAUUGCAAACCGUUUACUGAGAUGUCUCCAUAUUUGGUGUAUGUGAAGGAAGAAUGAAAUGCAAAGGUGUUAUAACCGUG
Molecule: messenger RNA, 1904 nt
Organism: Sycon ciliatum
Lineage: Eukaryota; Metazoa; Porifera; Calcarea; Leucosolenida; Sycettidae
Exons: 2
Coding region: 11-1750 (579 amino acids)
Source: RefSeq, a predicted model, not a curated record